GAAAGUACUGCUAUCCAAACACGUCGACAUGGAGAAGAUAAACAGUCGCUGUUGACGUUGUGUACAUCUGAAUUGGGCGUGUAAAUGUCUGAGGAACACAGCUUUGCCUGACAUCUUUAUUACAUUAAUUUGUAUUUUAUUGAAGCUACAUUCCUAAGGGAAAAGCUAAUGGUCGUGACAACAUGGACAGUGGCCUGAGUCCCCAGGAUAAAAAAGACUUGGACAAGUUCAUUAAGUUCUUUGCCUUGAAGACCGUCCAGGUGAUUGUCCAAGCUCGUCUCGGAGAGAAAAUAUGCACUCGCUCGUCCUCAUCGCCUACUGGCUCUGAUUGGUUUAAUUUGGCCAUCAAAGACAUCCCAGAGGUGACUCAUGAAGCCAAGAAGGCACUGGCUGGCCAACUUCCAGGAAUCGGACGCUCCAUGUGUGUCGAGAUCUCCCUGAAGACAUCAGAGGGGGACUCAAUGGAGUUAGAGACCUGGUGCCUGGAGAUGAAUGAAAAGUGUGAUAAGGACAUCAAGGUUUCAUAUACAGUCUACAAUCGUCUGUCUGUCCUUCUGAAGUCUCUGCUGGCCAUCACCAGAGUAACACCUGCUUAUAAACUGUCUAGAAAGCAAGGACACGACUAUGUCAUAUUAUACAGGAUUUACUUCGGGGAAGUCCAACUGAGUGGAUUAGGAGAAGGUUUUCAGACGGUGCGUGUUGGUGUCGUUGGCACCCCUGUUGGCACAAUCACACUUUCAUGUGCUUACCGCAUCAACCUGGCAUUCAUGUCCAACAGACAGUUUGAGCGGUCAGCUCCAAUCAUGGGGAUCAUCGUGGAUCACUUUGUGGAUCCUCCCUGCAGCAGCCAGCGUGCCAACAUGGGACAUCCCUGCAACUACAGAGCUCCAGAUGAGGAGGACGGAUAUGCAGGGGUUCAGGAUUCACAGGAGGUCUGCACCACCUCCUUCUCCACCUCCCCCCCCUCACAGUGUGUGUGUACACUGAGUCCUUCGCCCUCUAAACUGUCUAAGCCCCUCCCUCUGGACACUCUGCCGCUUCCAUUGGCUCCUGGACUUGUCACUCACACUCUGUAUGCUUCCAGGUUAUCAUAUCAUCAUCCAGCUCAAACAGGAGCUGCUGAGCUUUGUCACCCUGCUGCAAACCAGGGUUUGCAUGCUGGGAAGGAUCACGGUGGGGUUGUGUUGGUUCCCCAGCCUCCUCAUGGAGCGGAUGCCCAUCUGACGGUAGAGCACGCCGCCAACACACCUGGCAGCAGUGGCGGCGAUGACGGCCUGACGCACAGUGGAGAAAGGAGGAGGGACGAAGGGAGCAGCGUUUCUCCCUCUGACCCCGUGGAGUCUCUCAACGCAUUCACGCGGAAAAUCGGAGCUUUUGUCAAUAAAUCCAACACACCGAUAACAGCAGCCAGUCUGGACCUGCCAUUCGCUGCAUUUGCUCCUCGAGGCCUGGACUCGGAGGAGAAUGAUCCCAUGGUGCAGCCUCCAGACUCUCCUCCUUGCCCGUCCCCCCUGCAGGCCAGCCUCCAUUCUCAGGGCUCAGAGGGAUCGGGGCAGCAGGAUGACUUUGUCAUGGUUGACUUUCGUCCAGCCUUCUCUAAAGAUGACUUGUUGCCAAUGGAUCUAGGCACUUUCUACAGAGAGUUUCAAAACCCUCCUCAACUAGCCAGCCUCUCACUACACAUCAGCUCCCAGUCCAUGGCUGAUGACUUGGACUCACUGCCAGAGAAACUGGCCGUUUAUGAGAAAAACAUUGACGAGUUUGAUGCUUUUGUGGACAUGCUCCAAUAGAAGAGUGAAGAAAGGAGGACUUUAUGUGAGAAAAGACUACAUGUGUGGUGGCAAAUGAAACAGAAAAAAAAGAAAGGGAGGGAGAAGCAGACUGGAGGCUCUGUAGCCAUUUGUCCUGUGAGAAUCACUGACUAAAUAUUUUAAUGUGAAUCUCCUCA
This is a messenger RNA of Perca flavescens (yellow perch), 1948 nucleotides long. It is a transcript of the gene atg13, whose product is annotated as ATG13 autophagy related 13 homolog (S. cerevisiae). The coding region runs from base 183 to 1790 and encodes 535 amino acids. Gene Ontology annotation, biological process: autophagosome assembly; protein localization to phagophore assembly site; mitophagy. The transcript has 18 exons. The record is from RefSeq and is a predicted model, not a curated record. NCBI's taxonomy places the organism in Eukaryota, Metazoa, Chordata, Actinopteri, Perciformes, Percidae. Gene Ontology annotation, cellular component: cytosol; Atg1/ULK1 kinase complex; phagophore assembly site.